AUGACAGAAAGACAAAUCCGAACUUGUGCAGAUGAAGCAUGCCAAAAUGAAAGAACGGAAAUGAAAAGUAUCAUUGAAUCGGGAGAAUAUCUGCAGCGCAUUUUUCACUUCUCUGAGUAUGAAAAGGCGAUCGAGUGCGUUAGAGUGCUCGAGAACGAGAAUAAAUUCUUCCUUCAACGAUUCGAAGAAGAAAAGAAAAAGCAUAAGGAGGAGGUGCAAAAGUGUGUUGCUCAAGUAAAGUUGUCCGAAGAAAAUCGAGAGGCCGAGAAGAAACGAUACAAGAAGAAAAUCGCGUCGUUGCAAGAAGAGUUGAAGAAGUUUCAAGAGACUGCCCAAAAGAAUGUUGUUCCAGUCCCCGCCUUGGAGGAGAAUGAAGGGGAUGAGAACGAGAAUGAAUACGAAGAAGACGAGCAAGAUCCAGAAGAAGAUAAUGAAGACUUCUAUUGUGCCGCCACGACUUCAGCAGCCAUUCCACUUGUAGCAGUCCCUAAUUUUCAGCAAAUGUCGGAGACUACUGAAAAUGUCGAUCAAGCAAGUGACAUCUGCGACAAUCCAGCUUGCCAAAGAGAACUUGCCGAUUACAAGAAGAAAUUCUACGAGGAGCCAAAUUACGAAAAGCUGAUUUACGGAUUCAGCAAGAUGGAAGAUAUCAUUUCUUACAUUACUCGCCUUCAAGAACGAAACAAGGAAAUUCAGCAAAAGACGGAGCUUUUCAAGAGCAUCGCGGACGACAGAAUCGCAGAUCUGAAAGAAAUGCUCUCCGAGGCAGAAGAAGAACGAGCGGCGAGAAAACGCCAGUAUAAGAAAAGAAUCGAAGGCCUCGAGUUAAUGCUUCAAGGAAAAGUCGGCGAGGCUAGGAAGAUCAGAAACUCCCUCGACAAAGAAAAGAAAGAAAAACAGGAGGCAAAGAAAGUCCCCAAGAAGGCUGAGCGCGUCUCCUCCCGAAUCAACAAAAACCAAACUGCUUAG
Messenger RNA from Oikopleura dioica, 969 nucleotides. NCBI's taxonomy places the organism in Eukaryota, Metazoa, Chordata, Appendicularia, Copelata, Oikopleuridae. The record is from the annotation of a GenBank genome assembly.